AUGUCAGCACCACAAACACCUCGUCUUAAAUCAAAAUUAUCGUUGGAUAUACCACCUUCAAGUUAUUCGGAUUUUAACUCUCCAAUUUCUCCCUCUUCUCCCUUUAAUCCUAUACCUUCUCCAACUCUUUCUGGCUCAUGGUAUGUAAAUAAAUCUCAGGCCGAACUUACCGCAUUAGUUAAAGAGGCCUAUAACUUUAUAAAAGAAAAGGAAAGAGAUCUUACGUUAGCAGCAGAAAUUGGGAAAAGUCUUUUAGAAAACAACAUUGCUUUAAAAGCAAAAUAUGAAGUACUUUUAGGUCAAUACCAAAACCUACAAAGACAACAACAAAAGGCGGCCGCUAUCGCAUUACAAGCUAAUGCCAUUAAAAAACCAUCAGCUGUGCCCAUAGCUCGACCAAACAGUUCGCUGGAUCCUUUUAUGGGAGAUACCAGUGACUUUGAGGAAAGUGACACAGAUUCAAUUAAUAAUGGGUACGCCAGUUCUACUGAUAUGCAUUCAUCAACAGCUUCUAACAAUUUGGUUAGAAGAUAUUAUAGUAAUACUAUAAAUAAAAAAAAGAAAAAAGACCAGCAACAAUCUGGUUUAACAUUUAAGGAUAUUGAAAGUAUUAAUGAAUUGGAAUCGAGAAAUCAAGAUCUUCAAACGAGACUCGAUGAAGUAGUAAAAGAAUUCGAUGAAUCCGAUAAAUCCAAUAAAGCAAAAAUACGUAAACUAGAAGCUGAUUUAAAACAUUAUCGGGAUGAGUAUUCUCUAGCAACGCAAAAAAUUGAAGAUCUUGAUAAUGAAACUAAACGCCUGAUUCAAAAACAAACAUCGGAUUUUUGGAAAACAAAAUACGAUAAAAAAUCAUCUAAAAAUGACGAAUUUAUUGAAAUUCUAGUGAAUAAAGUGGCUGAAUUGGAAGAACAGAAUCAUAAUAUUGAAAAGGCGAAAGCUGAAACUGAAAAAAAAUUGUCUAGAGUCAUAGGAGAACUGGACAUGUUACAAGAAGAAUUUAAUGAACUGGUCGAUCAAUCUAAAAACUACGAAAUAUUACAAUUAGAAAAUCAAGAACAAUCAGAACUUAUCAUUCAACUGAGAGAUCGUUUAGAAGAAGAACAAUCAAAGGUUGUUAGCUUGAGGUCAGGAAUACUGUAUUCAAGAUCCAAUUCGAGAUCAAAUUCAUUUUCAGAAAAUGCAUUAAGGAGAUUGAGUGAUCCAGAUAGAAUGAGAUCGUUGUUUGGAACAGUGCCACAAACACCAACAGGACCAACACCUUCAUCAAGUGGUAACGGAGGAGGCGGAUUGGGUGGACUAGGAGGCAAAAUCAAACGGACUUUACUUUCAGAAUUGGAAAAUGAAUGGUUUAGAGAAUUAACAUUGUUUCAACGUGAUAUUAAGAAAUCGGGAGGAAAUGACGAUGGAUCACCGCCGUUUUCGCCAGUUUUAUCAGAAAGAGCCCUGUCAGACUAUUUCUUAAAUAAUGGAUCACAUGUAGAUGAUGAUGAUGUAUCAAAUAUUGAUUAUUUAUCAGAGUUUAGCUUCAUUGAAGAAUUCGAUACAGACAAUGAGAAAGCAAUAAGAAUAAGAGAAUGGUUUUGGAGAAGGUGGGCAAGGAAUGUCUAUCUAUUCUUUAGAUUAAUCUGGAGAUGGAUUAAAUUUAUUCUAAUCUUGAUUGCAGCCAAUAUAAUGGCAAUAUACCGUGGGCCUGAUGAUAUUCUACCUGAUGAUAUGUAA
This is a messenger RNA of Entrophospora candida, 1719 nucleotides long. NCBI's taxonomy places the organism in Eukaryota, Fungi, Glomeromycota, Glomeromycetes, Entrophosporales, Entrophosporaceae. The record is from the annotation of a GenBank genome assembly.